AUGAAUUCUAUUUCCCACAACAGCUAUAACUUUUAUAACCAUUAUUCUUCUGUUGAAACCACCACUACCACAAAUAUCUCACUAAUUCUCGUUGAAUUUAACUUGUCAUUUCACCUUCACAACCUUCCGACUCCAUUUAUCUUAUACCUUAAAGAAGUAUAUCCGUCUUUGAAAAAAAGUCUCGCUCAUCAUUAUCAAUGCAAUGAUAAUAACAUUGAACCAUAUCAAAUUAACGAAAUUGCCUCACGUAAAUGGGAAUACGAAUCAGUGGAGAUACGACAAUUUUUCGAGUAUUUAUCGGAAGUGGCGAAGCUUAUUUAUAACGAUAUGUGGAAAAUUUCUUUGAAAUUUAACAAAAAUAAAUAUCAUUUUGUUUCGGAUAGCAAUAAAAAUGACGAUUAUUUUCAGAAUCCUCAUCAUCACGAUAAUACAUUUAUUGAUUUAACAAGUAAAGAAAAAGGCCAUCUUGAAACAGUUUUUCGAGUCGAUGAGACUCCGAUGGAAAAUAAACCUCUCCAAUCAGAGCACUCUCUCAAAGCAAGAAAUCGCAUUAGUAAGCCUUCUUUUAUUCAUUCUCCUGGAUGUCCAUUAGCGAGGCAACAACAGCAACACAACCAAAAAUUAAUAUUACCGCGCAUUAAAUCUGUUUUUGGUGACACUAAUAAUAAACAUCAUCAAUCUUCAUCCGUACAAGGAGCAAAAAAUUUUCCUUCUCGCUUAUCAGCUUUUCGCACGUUCGAAAAAAAGCAGUUACUUCCCUCCACUUCAAAGAUUUUAUCAUCACGAACAAUUAACAAAGUUCAAAAAUACGCAAAAAUAAGCCGCGUUCCUGUAAAAAUCAUCUUUCAUUCCUGA
Messenger RNA from Ambispora leptoticha, 855 nucleotides. Lineage: Eukaryota; Fungi; Glomeromycota; Glomeromycetes; Archaeosporales; Ambisporaceae. The record is from the annotation of a GenBank genome assembly.